AUGGGACCUCGAAUCAAUGACAAAGUUGUGGGAAGUCCACAACUAAAAUUAAUCGAGGAUUUUCGUCGUUUAAGUGAAACAGCGGAGAAAACGGGAGACAUUGUAUUUCUAUUGGGAGAAGAGGAAUCUGUGGAAAAAAUUUAUGCUCACAAAAUCAUCAUGCAAGCCAGAUGCAAGAGCUUCCAAACGACAAAAAGAACAGAAAUUUGCAAAAUACCAGGAUGUACAGUGUCGAUUGCUAAUAACAACAUAAUUAGCAUCAGAUUGCCUCAUAUUACUUCGGACAUUUUCAAGCAGUUUAUUUUAUAUGUUUACACUGCGAAAAUAAUGUUGCAAGACUCAAAAGUAUUCGAAAUGAUGGCAUGUGCUCAAGAUUUUGGAGUUGAUGAGCUAAAGGAUGCAUGUGAGGAAUACGUUAUCUCAACCUUAUCAGUCCACAAUGCAUUUUUGUUGUUUGAAGCUGCAAUGGAGGUUUCAAAUAAACUUUCCAACUCUGUUUUCAUGGAAAAAUGUAUAAAUUUUAUUGAAGAAAAUGCCGUUGAAUGCGUGAAAAGUAAUUCAUUUCUCAAUUGUAAAAAAGAGACUUUAAUUAAAGUUAUUUCAUCGGACGAUUUUGCUAUGGAUGAAGCAGAUGUUUUCAGGAGCGUUUUAAGAUGGGCAAAAUACAAUGCUGGCGUUACCCAACCACUUGCUCACUGGACUGCCGAGGAAAGACAUCGAGUUUGCCAACAAUUAUCUCCAGUGAUGAGUUACAUUCGCUUACUUUUAAUUGACAGCAAAGUUUUCGCUGAAGAAGUUGAGCCCACGGGAGCAGUUCCCAUGGAAUUUGUGCUGGAACGUUAUCGUCACGCCGCUUUAAAUGCAAGUAAAACCGCUUCAAGCAACAAUCCAAGCAGCAAUUUUACCGAAGGUGACCGGUUACGGGCUCGCAUGAGCAUCAACUUUUUUCAAAAUUCAACAAUUCUGAAAAAUGACAAACUUCCGCUGCAAAUCACGUUGAACGAAUGGUUCGGAACUCCAAAGCAAAACUGGCAGCUAAUUUACAAAGCGUCGCAACACGAUUUUUCUGCCUCGAUGUUUCAUAAAAUGUGCGACGGAAUUGCACCGAUUUACAUUAUCGUGAUGGGAAACGAUAAAUCUGUGUGCGGCGGAUUUACGGAUGUUCCAUUUUCGAACAAAAAAGGCGGAUAUAUUUAUUCGGAUCACGCAUUUUUAUUUAGUUGCAAUGAAAACAGCCAGGCGAAGAAAUAUGACAUCGCGAAGAAACUUUAUGCGAUUUGCUAUCACAUCGGAUGCGGACCGAUUUUUGGAGCAGGAGCUGAUUUGUACAUCAGCGAUAAAUGCAACUUGAAUACAGACUCGUACUCGAAUCUGGGACACACUUAUAGCAGUUUAAACGGUGAAAACAGUCUGUUGGGCGAAUAUAAUUUUAAUAUUCUGGAUUACGAGGUUUUUUCAAUGGCACCCAGUUUGAGUGGCAAUUAAUUUGAAACUUUUUUUUUAAGUUUUUAAGGCAAAUAUCAUGAACCAGUUAACAAUCUGUAAAUGAAAAAUUAC
Molecule: messenger RNA, 1557 nt
Organism: Culicoides brevitarsis
Lineage: Eukaryota; Metazoa; Arthropoda; Insecta; Diptera; Ceratopogonidae
Exons: 9
Coding region: 1-1485 (494 amino acids)
Molecular function (GO): protein binding
Source: RefSeq, a predicted model, not a curated record